Messenger RNA from Caenorhabditis remanei, 603 nucleotides. RefSeq lists its product as uncharacterized. NCBI's taxonomy places the organism in Eukaryota, Metazoa, Nematoda, Chromadorea, Rhabditida, Rhabditidae. The transcript has 4 exons. The record is from RefSeq and is a predicted model, not a curated record. The coding region runs from base 1 to 603 and encodes 200 amino acids.
AUGGUUUUUCUGUUUGAUGAUGUACCAAUUAAGGAGUAUUUCAAAAAACUUUUCAACUUCUACGUCGAUUUUCAAGCUCAGAACCCAAAGUAUCGAUGUAUUUUCGGAAAAGUUCAUGUGCUGAAUGCGGCCAAAGUGCUCCUCCUCCUUGAAAUAUUCCUCAUCAUUCCCCUCUAUAUCCUCUUCCUUUUCCCAUGGUGGUUGAUGUGGAUUGGAUUCCAUCUUGUUCUUAUACUCAUCACAAUUUAUGCUCUUCGGAAAAAGAAACAUCGAUUCAUGUGGCCAAUGGUUCUGUUUACGCUAACCCAAUUCUUCUUCUGGGGAAUACUGACAUUACUACAACUGCUGAUUGCCUUUUUCGAUACGCAAUCAUUUUUGAACUUCUAUUCUCAAGGUCAUCAUGAAGAAUUCUUUGAGAAGGCGUUGGUUGUAAUUGUCGUCAAACUGAUUGUUCUUUUAAUUGGAGCUAUUUUGUUCUGGAGACUUUCUGUAUUUUAUGCUGUGAAGAACUACUUUUCGGAUCGAUUGGAGGGACAGGUGUCCGCCACGGAAGAAAGCAAGGGACUCGAAGGCGUCGCUCAGAAACUUCUUCAACCGGUUUAG